This is a messenger RNA of Cantharellus anzutake, 844 nucleotides long. RefSeq lists its product as uncharacterized. The record is from RefSeq and is a predicted model, not a curated record. The coding region runs from base 322 to 744 and encodes 140 amino acids. The transcript is spliced from 2 exons. NCBI's taxonomy places the organism in Eukaryota, Fungi, Basidiomycota, Agaricomycetes, Cantharellales, Hydnaceae.
GGCAGGUUACCAGGAUAAUAUAUAAUACCAGUACGUGCCAUUCCCAUGCUGGAUCGAAUGGGCAAUUAUGGGGGUGCCGAAGUUCCCAGAGAACCGGUUCGAACCAGCUCGGAACUGAAUCAUAAUCGCUUCAGAACCGCCGACCUGAACCGAACCGUGGCACCCCUGGAGACACGUACUCAGUCGCUGACACUGGCAGCAGCCGUCAACAUGAGCGAUAUGCUCAUGCGAAGAUUGUGUUUCAAUGUAGACAUUUUCAACCAUUAAGAAUCCCAAGGAACCAAUCCGACAUCACCAACCAGCCGUAACGAUCCUCUUGGCAUGGAGUUGAUAAGCGGCACUGCCACGUGCAUCACGCCCAAAUUAAGUAAACGUUAUCCGUCCACCCCUUCCUGUAUGGAACGACUAUUGGCCUCGAAACAUUCUCUAUCUAUGAACAUACCCGAUGCCAUAGAACAGCGAAUGACCGCGCUCGCUGUUCCGCUCGCCUCUGAGAUAGAUGCUUUUAAGCACACCAGUGUAGCGAAGAGGAUUCACGCGUGGUAUGCCGAUGCCGGAAAUUGUGACCCCCCCAAGCUUGAACCACCCCCCUCCCCCUUUUCCAGGACAUGGCAAUCGUUCCCUAUCGGCAUGGGAACCGCUGCCGUGUAUCUCUGUUUGUGCAAUUUACAUGUACAACCACAAGGGGUGCGCGACAUUGCUGUCAGCUCUUCAUUCGCAAUCGUUUUUGAGGACUUUCACUGAAAUGCGCUGAAGAGGGUGAUAUAUUAUACCACAAUUGCAAUUUUCCUUUUUAAUGUCCUCACCCUAUUCUUUCAAUUACUUCUAUACCCCAAACACUUCA